Octopus bimaculoides (California two-spot octopus) is the source of this 1585-nucleotide messenger RNA. Its product is annotated as kynurenine/alpha-aminoadipate aminotransferase, mitochondrial. NCBI's taxonomy places the organism in Eukaryota, Metazoa, Mollusca, Cephalopoda, Octopoda, Octopodidae. Gene Ontology annotation, biological process: biosynthetic process. The record is from RefSeq and is a predicted model, not a curated record. Gene Ontology annotation, molecular function: L-kynurenine:2-oxoglutarate transaminase activity; pyridoxal phosphate binding.
UUGUGAUGUAAGCAGUCUCUGCUUUCAAUAAUUAGAUUUUCGAGAUAAUAAAAGUUAACGUGAUAUAUUAUACGAUCUUGCGCUUGAAAUAUUGAAUUCUCCUCGAUAAUAUAUAUACGAAAGAGAGAGAGAGAGAGAGAGAGAGAGAAGAAAGAAAGAUCCUCUGUAUCCUAAUCGCUUGUGAUUGUAACAAUGUUUACGAUUUCGAUACUACAGACGUGAGAAAGUACGUGUUGUUCUGCUAAUGCAAUCAAGUUUACCGCUUUGCUUAUUUCACUUAAAAGACACAUAUAUAUAAUCGACAGGGGAUUCCAAAGCAGCAGCCAUGAAUUACGUACGGUAUUUUACUAAAAUUAGUAUGGCCAGGAAACCCUCAAUUACAAGGUCACUAGUUGGUAUUUUACUGGAAAGUCCUCCCACAAUGAUAUCAAUGGCUACUGGAAUGCCAAAUGCCACUUUGUUUCCUGUAGAAGAAGCAUCUUUUAAAUUACAAAAUGGCACCACUCUCACUAUGUCCAAUACUGAAAUGCAAAGGGUACAACAGUAUUCAGAAACACAAGGCUUCCCAGAGUUAAUUAAAUGGUUAGGAGAUCUACAGGAAUACUCACAUAAUGUGUCUGCGCUGAAUCGGUCUGGUGACCAAAAAAUUAAAAUAGCUCUUACGAGCGGUAGUCAGGAUGGCUUGUCAAAGUUGUUCGAUGCUGUCGUGAACGAAAAUGACUACAUCUUGAGUGAGACACCUUGUUACUCUGGUCUUAAUGCUGUGCUGAGGCCUCUUUAUCCCAGAAUGCUUGCUGUUAAGACAGACAAAGAUGGAAUAAUUCCCAGUGAACUGUUGCGAGUUCUCUCCAAAUGGUCUCCACUUGAUGCCAAAGAUCCAAACAGUGACAUACCAAAAGUUAUCUACAUGGUACCAACUGGUUGCAACCCAACAGGUAUCAAUUAUUCUUUGGAACGAAAGAAGCAAAUCUACGAAAUUGCCAGAACUUACGACCUAUUAAUCGUAGAAGACGAUGCUUAUUACUACCUACAGUAUUCUCAGGAUUAUAUUCCUAGUUUUCUUUCACUUGAUGUCGACGGGAGAGUUGUCAGAGCAGACUCAUUUUCAAAACUGAUUUCUUCUGGGCUGAGAUGUGGCUUCAUAACUGGACCGGCAUAUGUUAUUGAUCGAAUAUUGCUUCAUCUGCAGACAUCAACAGUUCACGUCAGUGGUUUAUCACAGUUUUUGAUCUACAAGAUUUUAACAGAAUGGGGCUUGUCUGGCUUCAAGGAACAUGCUAAAAAAGUGGCGGAAUUUUAUGAAAAGCGUAGAGAUAUAACUAUUGAUGCUGCUGAAAAACAUCUGAAAGGUAUCGCAGAAUGGAAUGUUCCUGCUGGAGGUAUGUUCCUAUGGCUGAAGUUAAUUGGUAUAGAAGACACUUAUAGACUCAUAAUGGAAAAAGGGAGAGAGAAUGACAUUCUUUUUGUUCCAGGAAGUGCUUUCAUGACUUCUAAUGAGCCAUGCCCCUAUAUCAGGGCAGCUUUUUCUCUCUGUGAUACUCAAGAUAUAUAUUUGGUAAGUAAAUUAUGACUAACAUAAAAGUUU